AUGGGGGAGAGUUUCGUUACUGGACCAUCAUCAUCAUCAAGGCCGAUCCAAGUUUAUCUAAGUAUCAAAGGAGAUGACGAAACUUGCAAAUUCACAGAUAGGCUUUGGGCAUCUCUUGAGACUGACGAUUUGAAUACCUUUUGGGAUGAUGAGAAGCUUGAACCAGAGAUCGCUGUUCGUGUUCAUGAAUCGCGAUAUACUGUUUUCCCAAUUUUCUAUGGUGUUGACCCAUCUGAGGUUCAAAACCAGUGUAACUCUUUUGAAAAAGCUUUUGCUCAACAUGAACAAAGGUUCCCAACAAAUUUACGCAAGGGACACAUUUGGAGAUCAGCAAUAACUCAAGUGGCCAAUCUCUCUGAAAGUUGGGAUGUACCAUAUGACCCAUGCCCACAAGUUACUGAUGACAUUGUUAGAGAGGUCAAGAAAAAAGUACGUCAACUGGAAUAUGUUGAUGCAGAUUUAGUAGGAAUGCCAUCUCGAGUGAGAGAUGUAGAAAAGCUUCUAGAGCUGGGUAUGAAUGAUGAAGUUCCUGUGUUGGGCAUUUGUGGUAUGGGUGGGGAAUUUUGGAUAGCGUUCAUACCAGUGAAGUACGAUGUACAAGUUGUGACUGAGAAGUCACUCAUGGCCAUUGUAGAUCAGAAAAUUCAAAUGCAUAGUUUAGUGCAAGAAAUGGGAAGAGAAAUUGUUCGACAUAAAUUUCCUUCUAAGCCAGAAGAGUGGAGCAAAUUGUGGGAUUUUGAUGAUAUUUUUGGUGUUAUGCAAAAUGACAUGGCUACUCUUGAAGUUAAAGCAAUAGUCUUGGAAUUAGAAGAUUCACAAGGGCCUACAUUGAGAGCUGAAAGUCUAUCACGCAUGAGAAACCUUAGAUUACUCAUAUUUCGCAUUGUAAAAUUUUCUGGAGUCUUAAAGUAUCUUCCCUUGUGGCUCCAAUAUAUUUCAUGGCACCAAUAUCCAUUCACUUCUUUGCCAUCAAGUUUUCGCCCCUUUUUUCUUGCCGAAUUGAUUUUGCCUAAUAGCCGUGUCACAAGUAUAUGGGAUGAUGAAGAAGAAAAGGGUUCACUUGUGAUAAAAAGCGAGAAGAGCAGUAAUAAUCAGACACAUCAACUGAUAGUGUCUGAUCUUGACCCUAGCCCUAACCUUGUCAAAGACAAUGGGAUGCUGUGUACUUUCUAUGUGGAUUAUAAAAAUUCACCUGUUCAUGUCGCUAGUAGUCAAGCAUUCAUGGGCACAACAAUUCACUGCAACAAAAUUUUGAGCGAUCAAGCAAGUGUGACAGUGGAGAGGAUUGUAUUUCAAAAUAUUGUGCCAUAUCCCAUGGAUGACAUCAACUUGAUGAGGGUCAAUAACAUUG
Molecule: messenger RNA, 1351 nt
Organism: Neltuma alba
Lineage: Eukaryota; Viridiplantae; Streptophyta; Magnoliopsida; Fabales; Fabaceae
Product: TMV resistance protein N-like
Exons: 7
Biological process (GO): defense response; signal transduction
Source: RefSeq, a predicted model, not a curated record